AUGGAAACGCGGCCAGAGAAAGAUCUUGAGGAGAUGGCCAAGGGAUGGUCCAAAGCUAUGGAGUUCUCCAAGGCCCGAUUACAGCGCGUGCACGAUCUUGCAGAAGAUCAACUUGACGACGCGAUCAAUGCCGGUCAUCUAGUUCUUGAGAAUGUGUGCUUGUUUUUUCAUGCAUGCGUCAAGCGUGGACAAUUCCGACCUCCCCUCAACUUCUGGCAAGUUCUUCAUUCUGAGUACGGCAUUGUCGUAUAUCCUUCUGCAUUCCAAGAAGACAUAAACAUUCCGGGAUUAGGCAUCGAUGCCACAUUUACAGAGGCGUAUCAAGGCCAUAUCACGGGUGGGUUUGGCGAUAGUGGUGCGCCUGGAGUAAAGGCUUCAACGUUGUUGGGUGGUGGUUUGAGCGGACGCCAGUUCGGCAUGGAGUAA
Molecule: messenger RNA, 426 nt
Organism: Fusarium poae
Lineage: Eukaryota; Fungi; Ascomycota; Sordariomycetes; Hypocreales; Nectriaceae
Exons: 3
Coding region: 1-426 (141 amino acids)
Source: RefSeq, a predicted model, not a curated record